AUGGUGAAUCGAGACACUCUUCAAGAAGGAAAAAUGAUUUACAAAGAACCUUUCGGCCUCUUCGAAAAAUGGUUCAAUGAAGUGAAGGCCAGGAAGGAUAUUCUAAAACCAAAUGCUAUGUGUUUAGCAACAAUUGCGAAAGGCAAAUAUCCAACAGCCAGGAUGAUGGCAUUAAAAGAAUAUGACAAAGAUGGUUUCAUAUUCUUUACAGAUUAUGAGAGCAGAAAAGCUGAAGAUAUUGAAGAUAAUCAUAACGUGGCAGCGACAUUUUACUGGGAAUUCUUUGAUCGUUCAGUAAGAAUUGAAGGUCAAGCUGAAAAGUUAUCCAGUAAAGAAAACGAAAAACAUUUUAACUCAUUACCAGUGAAUGAUCAAGUUAUCUUAAGUUCUAGUCCUCAAAGUCUCCGAAUAGUGUCUACUAACGAAAUAUAUGAGAGAAAAAGAGAUUUGGAAGAGAAAUAUUUAAAAAGUGGAAGUAAACUUCCAGUAACAGAUCAUUGGUAA
Messenger RNA from Hyposmocoma kahamanoa, 504 nucleotides. RefSeq names its product pyridoxine-5'-phosphate oxidase-like. The coding region runs from base 1 to 504 and encodes 167 amino acids. Lineage: Eukaryota; Metazoa; Arthropoda; Insecta; Lepidoptera; Cosmopterigidae. The record is from RefSeq and is a predicted model, not a curated record. The transcript has 3 exons. Gene Ontology annotation, molecular function: FMN binding; pyridoxamine phosphate oxidase activity. Gene Ontology annotation, biological process: pyridoxine biosynthetic process; pyridoxal 5'-phosphate biosynthetic process.